Drosophila pseudoobscura is the source of this 531-nucleotide messenger RNA. RefSeq lists its product as uncharacterized. The transcript has 2 exons. The coding region runs from base 103 to 495 and encodes 130 amino acids. The record is from RefSeq and is a predicted model, not a curated record. Lineage: Eukaryota; Metazoa; Arthropoda; Insecta; Diptera; Drosophilidae.
GGCAGGCCAUGCUUUUACGAAGUCACCUUUCAGUGGAACUACCGACAUGGUUUUUAUCACAAUAAAUUUGUUUUCUGAGGGAAAACCAACGCCGCGAGAAAAAUGGCACCAUUUAUACGCGACGACAAGCCAUUGGUCUGGAACCAGUGGGCCCAGGACGAGUACCAGGACGAGUUCCUGGACCAGAACCUGGACCUGAACCCGAACGAAGAACCAAUCGCAGAGAACGGGAACUUCAAUGAAUUAUUAAAAUUAUAUCUGGACGUGUUAAAAGUCAGAGCCAGUGUGGAUCAAAAUCGCGUACAUCGCCUCCAUCAACGCUUUCCCGCUUACUCGAACCUCCUUACCGAGUUUGCAGAUGCCGUCUACCAUCAGCUAGUUCUCAUCAAUCAGGCGCAGACCGCGGAGAUUCUCGUGGAGCGCAACGACGUGGACCAGCAGAUCAUUCGACUGGUCCUUGAGAUCUGCGAAUUUGCUGACAGAUUCGUGAUAUAAUAAAUAAAAUCGAUGGUGUCUUUAAAAAUAAAAAAA